GCCUGCCACAACUGUGACGACCCCUCGCACGAGAGCCGCGACUGCCCGAAGCCUUGCCGCGAGUGCGGCUCCGACAAGCACAGGAUCGGGUACCACUACCGCGCGCGCACGACGGUCAAGACGUCGAAGUGCUUCAACUGCGACGAGUUCGGGCACGAGUCGCGCGACUGCCCGAAGCCGUGCGGCAUCUGCCAGUCGACGCAGCACAAGUCG
This is a messenger RNA of Emiliania huxleyi CCMP1516, 213 nucleotides long. RefSeq lists its product as hypothetical. The transcript has a single exon. Gene Ontology annotation, molecular function: zinc ion binding; nucleic acid binding. The annotation marks the transcript as partial. The record is from RefSeq and is a predicted model, not a curated record. Lineage: Eukaryota; Haptophyta; Isochrysidales; Noelaerhabdaceae.